This is a messenger RNA of Fomitopsis serialis, 1590 nucleotides long. RefSeq names its product GMC oxidoreductase. The transcript has 21 exons. Gene Ontology annotation, molecular function: flavin adenine dinucleotide binding; oxidoreductase activity, acting on CH-OH group of donors. The record is from RefSeq and is a predicted model, not a curated record. The coding region runs from base 1 to 1590 and encodes 529 amino acids. NCBI's taxonomy places the organism in Eukaryota, Fungi, Basidiomycota, Agaricomycetes, Polyporales, Fomitopsidaceae.
AUGGAAGCGAAACUAGCUACCAUAGGUGACAUCGCGGAACGGCGCUUUGACUUCGUCGUCGUUGGCGGCGGUACUGCCGGACUUACUGUCGCAUCCCGACUGUCAGAGAAUCCGGAUGUGACUGUCGCCGUGUUAGAGGCAGGAAAGGCUAGCUUCGAUGACCCCAACGUUUUGAAACCCGACGGCUUCAUGCAGCAGUUGAUGCGACCCGCCUAUGAUUGGGCGUUCUUGACGGCGCCGCAGAAGCAUUUGGGAGACAAGGUCAUGCCGUGGUUCAGAGGAAAGGGCUUAGGAGGCAGUUCUAGGCUGAACUUUCUCAUGUGGAUGACUCCGCAACGCGAGGAUAUCGACGCUUUCGAGAGGUUGGGUAAUACUGGCUGGAAUUGGGAAACAACGAGACGCUAUCUCGAGGGAAUUCAGAGGCCAGUCACGGAUGCCACAGGACUUGGCGGGGAGGCUACUGGCCCAAUACCCCUCGGAUAUGCAAGCACUCCGUCUGGGGCAGAGUUGCCUUUCCAGAAGAGCAUGAAUAAUAAUGGCAUAGCAACCCCUCUUGUGGAAGAUAUGGCUACAGGGCAGUUUGAACACAAUGGCAGUCAGUACAAUGUCUAUGUGAACAAGGAUGUUAUACUGUCUGCAGGUGCUGUCAAGUCACCCCAGAUACUGGAGCUCAGUGGUAUUGGCAGCUACAAUAUCCUGAGUUCUCAAGGGAUACCUGUGAAAGUUGACCUUCCAGGAGUUGGUGAAAACCUCAGAGACAAGGUUACAAUCUCCAUUACACUAGAAAUGAAGGAAGGACAUGACAUUUUCAGUUUUAACUUGAUGGCCAAUCCUGAGUUUCAUCCAAGAUUGAAUGAGAUUUUCCCAGAUACAGCUGGAGAUUUCUCCAGUGUCAUUUCUGGGAUGACCUUUGUCCCUAUACAGGCACUGCCAGACAACAUUCAAUCCACAGUUCUCAGCUCAGCAGAGGCUUUCACCAAGAAUGCCAAACAGCAAGGGUUGUACACCAAGGUGCAUGAGCUGCUUGGGGACCAUCUCAAGAGUGCCAAAAUCCCAGACUUUGAGGUGGUUGUGACACCUUUUGUACCCUCAGGCCCUGAUCCCAAGAAGCCCUACAUUUCUCUUGUAGUGUGCCUUAGUCAUCCAUUCUCUAGUGGGAAUAUUCAUAUACAGUCUCAAGACCCCAAGAUGAUCCCACUCAUUGACCCUCAUGUCUUUGAGAACUCACUAGACCUGGACAUCUUGGUGGAAGCCUUCAAAUUCACCAGACAGGUUGUCCAGACAGCCCCAUUCUGUGAUGUGGUCUCCAAAGAGAUAAACCCAGGGCUUGAUGCCAGCACUGAUGAUCAGAUCAAGGCUGCUAUCCAGAAGAAUCUUGCUACAAUCUGGCACAGCUCUGGUACUCUGUCAAUGCUGCCCAAACAGGAUGGUGGUGUGGUAGAUAGCAAGCUCAAGGUCUAUGGCACAACAAACAUACGUGUUGUUGAUAUGUCCAUUGUCCCUGCACCUAUCAGCAGCCAUACUCAGGCUAUUGUCUAUGCUAUGGCUGAACAAGCUGUGGACAUCAUCAGGAAAGAGUUUGGGUUGUAG